Molecule: messenger RNA, 1032 nt
Organism: Rhagoletis pomonella (apple maggot)
Lineage: Eukaryota; Metazoa; Arthropoda; Insecta; Diptera; Tephritidae
Gene: GstE10
Product: glutathione S-transferase 1
Exons: 1
Coding region: 218-937 (239 amino acids)
Biological process (GO): glutathione metabolic process
Molecular function (GO): glutathione transferase activity
Source: RefSeq, a predicted model, not a curated record
AUGCAUAUAUACAUAUAUGUAUGGCCAAGCUCAUAUCGCCCACAACUCAUACUUAUCGGUAAAGAUGUAUAAAAAUGCACGGUCUUGAUUGUCCGGCCAGUUAUUAUAUUGAGAACGUUUAAGAGCAGCCACGUCAACAGAAGAAGUAAAAUUCUCGAAAAGGAAGACUAGAUUUGAAGAAUCUUAUUAGGACUUUUAAAAAUAUUAACCACCAAUAAUGUCGCCGAAAUUGAUUUUAUAUGGCAACAAAUUGAGUCCACCCGUCCGCGCUGUGCUGCUCACUCUCAACGCACUCAAUUUAGACUUUGAAUUCCGUGUAUUGGAUCUUUUCGCCAAAGAACAAUUGCAACCGGAAUUCCUAAAAAAGAAUCCCCAGCACACAGUACCCGCUCUGGAGGACGGUGAACACAUUAUCGUGGACUCGCAUGCGAUUGCUGCCUAUCUGGUGCGCAAGUACGGCAAGGACGACACCCUCUAUCCUGAAGAUUUCCAUGCACGCGCCAUCGUUGACCAGCGUCUGUACUAUGAAGCAGCCACCUUGUUUGCCACCUGCCUCAAGCCAAUCACUGGACCGCUCUUUCACGAAAAUGUCACUGAGGUGCCAAAGCAGAAAUUAGAUCAAAUAAGCGAAGCCUAUACCACGCUGGAGGCUUUCUUCGCUCAAGGCCCAUAUGUAGCGGGUGAAAAUUUGACAAUUGCCGAUUUCAGUAUUGUGUCCACAGUAAGCUCCUUCAAUGCGGCUUUUGUGCCCAUCAGCAAAGAUAAGUGGCCGAGAUUAGCCGAAUGGCUGAAGCGUUUGGAAGCACUGCCAUAUUAUGCAGAAGCCAAUGGUGCUGGUUUAAAGAUGUAUGCGGCUUUGAUAAUCAGUAAAUUGCCGAAGCAAUAUGAGAAACUGUGGAAAAAGGCAUUGGAAGAUAUCAAGAGUGGCAAGCAGUGAGACGAUCGAUCGAUCGAUUGUCGUCACGCAACCUUUAAGUAUUAUGUAAUACACUUCUUAAAUGAAAAUAAUGUAAAUAAAUAUUUAUAAGCAUA